AUGCUCCCCGGUCGAGACGCCGGGUCAGACACGAUGCCGCCCGGGAUUGCUCCUAGCAAACCUGGUCGGAUGGAGAAUAAACAAACCGGAAGUAGGACUGGAACCAAAACACGAAGCAACAGUCGUGAAGGGAGCCUGAGCGUUGGUUCCAGUGUUUUUCUCAAUGGACAUAUACACAGGCUCUUCACCUACCCUUUCUACCACAGAAGCCUCAGCCAGCUGCUCCUCAGCAUCUGCACCGUUGUGUUCCUCAGUGGUAGUUUGGAGAAAGGAGUUGGCACUGUUCGCUUCCUGUUUGUGUGCAUCCUGAUGUCCACCAUCACUGGUUUGUUGUACGCCUUCCUGGAUGUCCUGCAGGAUAGCCAAGCGCCCACAGAGGGCUUAGUACCUGUGGCCCUGGCCUGUGUGGCCCUCACCACCACGCACACAAAAAUGACUAAAGGAUUCCUUUGUGGGGUCAGUUUCCCCACCAUGGCUCUUCCGUGGGUGUUUGUCCUAAUCACCAACAUCGUUAUUCCUCAUACUGUUCUCCCAUGCUGCAUCAUUGCCACUCUCAUUGGAUGGGCCCAUGGAAGAGGAUGGUUCUCCCUUUUGGACAUCUCUGAGGCCAGGGCAGGUCUUGUGGAGAAGAAUGCACCUUUCCGCUUGUUGAGGAGCAUCAGCAUGGUAGUGUUUGUCCCAGCGUCCACAGAGGAGAGGAGGCAAACACUGCUCCCUCAAAUAAACCCAACACCGGGCUCCUACCCAGUGCAGGCCUACGCACCAGUAUCAAGCACCAACAUGGCUGCUGGAAGCACAGACAAGAUGUAUGAGGGUUGGAGAAACUCUGCCGGUGCUGUAUCUGGUCCAGCACACCUCCCUCAUCUUCAUGGUUCUGCACCAGGCUUCGGUGGACACAUUUUAGAACAGAAUAUUGGUCAAAGCUGCAAACAAAACCAUCACGCUCAUAGUCAUGGUCAUCUUUACGUUAAGUAGUUUUCUCAUCGCUGUCCUUUUUUGUUUCUCAGUUGAGGCAGAUGGCCACCUAGAUAGAGUCUUGGUUCUGUUGGAGGUUUCUUCUUUGUGUUAGUUUUUCUGUGCACUAUAAGCAUGCAUUAUACAAGUGAUGCUAAUAAUCACCGUCACCCUGUGACUGGAAUAAAAAUGUCACUUCACGUCAAUAUUUGUUUCAGUAAAAUGUAGCUUAAAUAGAGCUGGUCAGUUCCUGAAUCACCUGGGUUAACGAUUCGAAUCUUUCAAAAUCCAUCCACCAGAGACUCGGAUGGUUAUGUUGAAUUGGUUCAUUUGAGGCUUUGACUCUUAAGUAUAAGAUAAAUACAGUAAAGAGGCGCCCGUGUUCAAUAUGUGGCUCAUAUACAGUAUUUUAUACACAUGCUACAUUGAUGAAUAUAUUCAUAUUUUGUUAUGUUACAACUGAUUUGUGCAUUUUACAUUUUGUUAAAUUUGUUAUUGGUGAUUGUGUUUGUUUUUUUUGGUGUGCGGAAUUUUUAAUUAAAUGUAAUGUGGUGUCAGGGCCAGCAAAGCCUUGUCUAGUGGCCUAAACACUUAUCAGAAUUACUGACCUAUAUUUACAACUUCAAUUCUAGUAUUUGUUCCAUGAAACCAUUUAUUCCCAGCAGUCUUCAUUCAGUGGCACGUCUCUUUGCUGCACUGCCUCCAAUACAUGUAUGUUAAGUGACCUUUUAUGUCCAAUCAGUUUUCAGCUUCUGUGUUCGCCUCACAGGGCCAGCUAGCAGGAGUAGAGUAACAUCGGCAUUUUUUUGUUCUCUGAUUAGUUGAUGUCUGACAGCCUAUUCCUAACAAUAAGUCACUAGUGUGCUUUAACACAUGACAUGAACAGCGCAGCGCUUAAUGGAUGCUGUUCUGUCACGGCGACAGACACAGCGUUGCUCAUCUUCUAUGUGUGUUAUAUGAACAAAUAAGUGAGUUUAUACUGUAUGCGUGUUUAAUAUAUACACGUCAUUUUGGGAAAGGGUUUAUUUGCCACUUUCACUGGAAGGCUUCCAGACCAGUGCUUAUGUGUGGUGGCAUUUUAUUUCAUUUGUUUUUCUCACAGUAUUAGAUACAUAUUGAUUCUGAACUGUUCUAGAUGUUGUAGUGUAGAGGUUUGGAGACUAUAUAUUCAAAGAUAAAGGCUUAACUGGGUUUCUCGCUUUAGUAAUAAUGGAAUUCAUUCCCAAAUCUAUAACACUACGCAUUGUUAUAUUUCCUUUUUGUAUGUUAUUUUUUUCUGUAUUAUUGAUGAUUUGUAUAAUUGUGAUAGUGGUGGUAUUAAGAGGUGGAUUGGGACGCUUAAGUCCCAACUGAGGGCCCAGGUACCAAAUGCACAGCCCACCACUUAUGUAAUGUGCAUGCGCAUGUGAUCACUUUAGUGAGUGACUCAGAGUAGCCAGAAGCCAUAAAAUGAACCAAACAUCACUAACACUAAAUUCCAAUGGCUGACAAUCCACAAAAGAGACACUAUGGUGUGCACAUAAGCACUUUGGUUUAAUGGAUACUUUUGCAAAGACAUAUUAAUGGCUGCUCAGAUGACAUUUGAGUCCCUUUGGAUCAGGAAGGCCACUGAGUGUCACAGGAUUAGUGUUCUACAUGGAAAACAGGACUCAUUCCUCCCAGGUGUCUCCAUAGAUGUUUUUCUUCACUGUAACAGGAAACACACAUGAUACAAUGUCUUUUAUGAAAAAUAUUCCAGGUCAUAUUUGAGACAUUUGUUCAGAGACAGCCCACCGCUUUUUGUUGGUCUUUCCUGCUCCUUUUCGGGUGGCGUUUUAAGGAGCGUCUCUGCCUUUUGAGUGAGCGUGACUUCAUAAUUCUCUCGGUUUUUGAUCCGCAAGUCCUCAUAGAGGAUGGCUUUCCUCUUGGGUACAUCCUCUUCCAUGUACGUCUGGACUGCAGGGGACAGUGAGGCAGAGAUGAAGGUUAGUAGUUAGUGGACAACUGAAUGCAUUGGGGAAACUCCGGUUUCUUUAUUUUAUAAAUAUUAUUUCUAAAAUUGCAACUUUAUUCCUUGUUUUGUUUGUCACAUAACAAGUUUUUUCCUGAAAUUUUCCAUGUUUAUAUUUUUAUCUUAAUAUGAUUUUUAUUCUCGGAAAAUUAGCCCCUCCCCCCCCCUUCUUUUGCUGUUUUUUUCUUUUUUAGUUUGGUUUAUUUGUAUUUUUAGAAUGUGCCAAGGGGCAAUAAAAAAUAACAAAAGCACAAAAAUAACUUUUUUCAUCUUGUCAUU
Messenger RNA from Dunckerocampus dactyliophorus (ringed pipefish), 3223 nucleotides. It is a transcript of the gene rhbdd2, whose product is annotated as rhomboid domain containing 2. Gene Ontology annotation, molecular function: serine-type endopeptidase activity. The record is from RefSeq and is a predicted model, not a curated record. Lineage: Eukaryota; Metazoa; Chordata; Actinopteri; Syngnathiformes; Syngnathidae. The transcript is spliced from 3 exons. The coding region runs from base 1 to 975 and encodes 324 amino acids. Gene Ontology annotation, cellular component: membrane.